Messenger RNA from Dissoconium aciculare CBS 342.82, 1077 nucleotides. RefSeq lists its product as uncharacterized. The record is from RefSeq and is a predicted model, not a curated record. The transcript has 2 exons. Lineage: Eukaryota; Fungi; Ascomycota; Dothideomycetes; Mycosphaerellales; Dissoconiaceae. Bases 248 to 934 code for a protein of 228 amino acids.
CAAGACCGGAAUCCACCUGGAUUUGUACAGAGCAGAGCUAUUGCCACUGACUGUGCCUCUUGAAGCCCGACUUUUUGCAGAACCAGAGCCUGUAACGGUUUUAAUCUCCUGGUCAUGUCUCAUCGAGAUCUUUUGAGCAGUGAUAUUAUUAGCGUCGAGAGACAAAACAUCACUGCUGUUUCUACACUCUGAUCCCUUAUAUCGGCCCUCUCGAGACAACUCAGAUACUUUCGAAACAAGCGCAGCCAUGACCUCUGGACUAGAACGCAUUCCAGCCGAGCUGCGAAAUCGCAUAUAUCAACUGUUGCUCCCGACAGCCAUUGUCUCUGCCCGGGACAGGCAACUGUUCUUGAUCCGCAGAUCCUUGAAGCGGUGUGGCCCGAUGAAACCUGCGGAGUGGCCUGGCUCUGGACUACUCCGAUUAAACCGAAUGAUUUCCGCAGAAGCUAGUGCCGUCUUUUACGGUAACGUCGACUUUGACUUCGACCUUGCUCAUGACAAACUCGGCGAGGACUUUCUCCAUCGAAUUGGGAGCCAGGCGAAACAUAUUCGAAGCAUUGUUAUUGGCUUCCCGGAGAUCUCAAGGGGAGUCCAUGGAGGGUAUUCCAUGAAUUCUAGUUGUCAGCAACAAUUGGCGAUGCUCCGUGAGCACUGCGAAGAUGUUCGCUACGUACACACAGACAUGAUGGGUAGCGACUUCAACUCAUAUGAACCCUGCGACAAGCAGCCUUACUGCGACUACAUGCACAUUAUCGACAAGGAACUCCGGAGGUUCCCGAAACUGGAGGAGGUCAAAGUGAGAGCUUGGGAACCGACGAUGGAGGAAUGGAUCAAGCAAGAGGUGAAGAUCUGCGGCUGGAAAAUCGUUGCAGAGACUGAUAAAAAGAAGUUUGACGACGCUUCGUUUGUUUGCGGUUUCCAAGUAUAUGAUUAAAGGUUCAAAUCAUGAUCAGCAGACCGCUGAACGAUCAAGUCGGGCCGGAGAGAAGAUGGAUCUGAUUAUUGUCGCCGCUUUCUCUGAGACCUCUGAAGACUCUGCCUCUCGACCAAGACGGCCAAGAAUUCUCGAGAACAGCU